Molecule: messenger RNA, 1446 nt
Organism: Nicrophorus vespilloides
Lineage: Eukaryota; Metazoa; Arthropoda; Insecta; Coleoptera; Silphidae
Product: torsin-1A-like
Biological process (GO): cellular response to misfolded protein
Molecular function (GO): ATP hydrolysis activity; ATP binding
Source: RefSeq, a predicted model, not a curated record
AACUAAUUUGCUCCUCCCCUCUGCACCGCGAAGUUGGUUGCAGAUCAUCAGUGCUGCCAUCCUCAAAACACCAAUAGUUAUACCAAUCAUCGUGGAUCAUGAUAAAAUCAUCACUUGAUAUAGAAAAAUGGUUUUGAAUUUUAACCAAAUUUACCUGUAGUUUCCGCACAGUCAAUUAGGUACCUGUUGUUGAUUUCUAUGGUAACCAAGAGCAAUUGGGUUGGACAACCCACACGUUAUCAUUUUUGACGUUAUACCACUUCUACCUCAAAUCAACCUUUACACAGAAAAAAAAGGAAACAGUACAAGUUGAAAUUAAAAUAAUGUCUUUUAAAUCAAUUUUAUUCACCACUCUAGUUUUAAGUCUAACCAAGUCUGUGAUCAGUUUUAGCUUUGGAGAAUUUUUUCAUGAUAAUGUUGUGUGUUUGUUCGGUGAGUGCUGUGGCCGCAAGCAGAUCAAAGCAGAUUUUUACAAAUUGGAGAACCUAUUGUAUUACAACAUUUAUGGACAACAUUUGGCCAAUAAGAUUGUCAUUGCAGCAAUGAAAUCACAUUGGGACAGUCCGCAUGCACAGAAAGCUCUAACCUUGAGUUUCCAUGGAUGGCCGGGGAGCGGAAAGAAUUAUAUCACCAGGUUCAUAAAGGAGAGUGUCUAUCUGAAGGGCUCGAACAGCAGGUUUGUUCAUCACUUCAUGGGGAGAGUGCAUUUCCCGCAAGAAAAAGAUGUUCCUCUAUAUAGAGAGAACUUGUAUAAUUGGAUUAAAGGUAACGUGAGCGAAUGUCCGUAUCAGAUCUUCAUCUUCGACGAGGUGGACAAAAUGCCUGAUCGAGUUCUGGAUGUGAUCAAGCCGAUGAUUGAUUACAACGAGAACGUGGAUAAGGUGGACUACAGGAAGUGCGUGUUCAUAUUCCUAUCGAAUACGGGAGGCAGCAUUAUUACGCGCGAAACGUUGAAACUUUGGAAGGAAGGGAUCAAAAGGGAAGAUAUUCAACUGAAACAUUUCGAACAGCACAUCUCCAAAGGAGUUUUUAAUGAGAAAGGUGGAUUCUAUCAUUCCGAUACGAUUAAGAGCAACUUGAUCGAUCAUUACAUUCCGUUUCUGCCGAUGGAAAUGGAGCACGUGCGGUUGUGCAUCGUGAAUCUCUUCGAGAUGAGGCAGAUCAAGAAACCGAGCGAAGAGGCGAUCACAGAAGUCUUGGAUUUCAUCGAGUGGGGACCGGAACCGGAGCGGAAGUAUUCGAAGACCGGAUGCAAGAGGUUGAGUCAGAAGGUCGCCCUGGUGGCGCACAAGUAUAGAAAAUCGAAUUCCAAGGAAGAACUUUAAAAAGUACAAUUGAACAAAAACACAUUCAGCUAAUUCACGUACAACUCUAAUUUGUACUUAUUUUUUACAUGUUGUAUAUAUAAAUAUUUAAAAUAAUUAAAUUGAUAUUAAUUAAAACCUA